This is a messenger RNA of Hylaeus volcanicus, 3384 nucleotides long. RefSeq lists its product as uncharacterized. NCBI's taxonomy places the organism in Eukaryota, Metazoa, Arthropoda, Insecta, Hymenoptera, Colletidae. Gene Ontology annotation, molecular function: serine-type endopeptidase activity. The transcript has 9 exons. Bases 1 to 2181 code for a protein of 726 amino acids. Gene Ontology annotation, biological process: proteolysis. The record is from RefSeq and is a predicted model, not a curated record.
AUGAAUGUCAUCGUCAUCGCGCACGUGCUUCUAAUCACGACCGUAAACGCGUUCAAUUACAACGAUUACGACGCAGCGAGCCAGGAUCAUCCGUUCUCCUCAUCGUCAGUGUCGAUGUUCCAUGGUUGGUUCUCCGCGACGAAGAAGCCUUCCGUCGCCGAGGGAACGCAGAAAUUGCUGUCCAGCGACAUUCGGUUAGACCACAUGGAAGACCAAGCCCCUAAGAAAUCCCGAGUUCGCGAUCUGGCUGCUAGGAAGCCCAGAGAAGCGAAACGAUCGGAGAACAGUCGAGCUAUAGGUGACUCGUUCGUCAGGAGGGCGCAAUUUGGCGUGUCAGUGCGAGAGAUCGACAAUGAGGAUCGAUCGAUUCCCAAGAGGAGGGAAUCCUGGACUGAAAAUCGCUGGAACGAUGAGAACUCGCGAAACGCUGUCUCUCGGGUGUCGUUCGUUGGAAACGGAGAUCCGAGAGGGACGUUGAGCUUCCUAGGCGCGAAGAGCUCGUUGGAGGAUAUCGCGGUUGUGGAAGACGGACGCCGAAGAAGAAAAAUCGUCGGGGAUCGCGCGGAUGGGAUAGACACCGGAAGCCACGAUUUGAUGAUAUCGGAUGCGACAAACGCUCCGGUGGAAGGGAACCUUGACGACAGGUAUCCGGAGGAUGUUCGCGAGGAAAAUGACGUGCAAGGGUUUCUGGAUCAAUUGAAGAAACGAAUGGUCAGGGGUGAACUGGAAAAAGUGAUGACCGAUUACAGGCAAGGAAGAAGACGGAAGUUUAACAGCCAAGAACAGGGCACGCUGCUGGUCGAAGCCCUGAGGAAGAAACGAAAUUACACUGGAGAUCAUCGCGGUCACAACAACAAUCUUCAUAACAGCAUCAUGGACAUGCUGGGUAGAAUGAUACCACAGACAUGUUCAUACAAAGGAGCGACGUUUGAUUGCGGUCUUAGCAUCAGUUGCGUUCUCGGUGGCGGUCGUCCAGUCGACCUCUGCUCCGGAGGACUAAUUUGGAGCUGCUGCGUCGACGACGACGACAUCCCUGAAAAGAUACCACGACCCACCGUUGGAUUACUGCAGAACGCCACACUUUCGCUAAACUUGGGAAACCAACAUCCGUAUCUGGACGACGACGUACAAAUCUACGAGAACCCGGCUAGGCCUAGCAAACCGAGCAAUUACGGCGGCCAGAACGAGCACCGGCCAACGUACCUGUUCGCGGACGUUUCGAACAAGCCGACGACCGUUUACGAAUCGUCGCAGACCUGGAAUUACGAACGGCCCUCGUACACGACACGGCCGCCGUUUUACCAUCCGAUACAGCUCGAUUAUCCUCAGGACGAAUACGAGCCUGAUUAUCCUGACGCGCAGGGAAUUCACAAGCCGGUCGAGGAUGUCUCGAACUCCGUGGAUUAUUCCAAAUAUCGUGGUUGCGGUGAACUUUACACGAGAAGUAACAGAAUCGUUGGUGGACACAGCUCCAGUUUUGGCAGUCAUCCAUGGCAGGCCGCCAUAAUCAAGUCGGGAUUCCUUUCGAAGAAGUUGUCGUGCGGUGGUGCGUUGCUGAACAACAGAUGGGUGGUGACUGCGGCUCAUUGCGUGGCAACGACACCAAACAACAAUUUAAAAGUGCGUCUUGGUGAGUGGGACGUGAGGGACGCGGCUGAGCGAUUGUUACACGAAGAAUUUAAUAUCGAAAGGAAAGAGGUUCAUCCGCAGUAUUCCGCGACUGAUUUCCGUAACGACGUGGCGUUGAUAAAGCUAUCGCGAACGGUGUCGUUCAAACAGCAUAUCGUUCCCGUUUGCCUGCCAGCGAAAAAUCUGAAACUUUCUGGCCGAACAGCAACGGUAGCUGGCUGGGGGAGAACCAGACACGGGCAAAGUUCAGCACCGACGGUUCUUCAAGAAGUGGACGUCGAGGUGAUCCCUAACGAAAGAUGCCAAAGAUGGUUCAGAGCGGCCGGAAGACGGGAGACCAUUCACGACGUCUUUCUAUGCGCCGGCUAUAAAGAGGGUGGACGGGAUUCCUGUCAGGGAGACUCUGGGGGUCCUUUGACCAUGUCCGUUGAAGGAAGACACGUGCUAAUCGGUCUCGUGUCCUGGGGCAUAGGAUGUGGUCGUGAGCAUCUGCCAGGCGUCUACACAAAUAUACAGAAAUUCGUGCCUUGGAUCGACAAGGUGAUGAGUUAAGCACUAUCUCAAGGCUAAACUAGAAGAAGAAAAAGAUGGAUGCUAAUGGCAACGUUGACGAAACGGCGAUACAAAACAGUACGCGUAGCUACCAAAGUUUCUCACGACUGAUUUGUUAUACGACUCUGUAAAUCGUAUGCGCGUAAUGCAUUGUUAUUCGUAACAAUUAAUUAUACAUGUAAUUAAUAUUACGUGCAUCGCUGUAUAUAAUAAUAUGACAUUAUUAUAUAUAUAGAACGUUUCGGAACGCCGACUACGUGUAAUAUAAAAACGACAAGAAAGGUAUUAACGACAAUGAUAAUAGCAAUAAUGUUAAUGUAGUUAUCGUAUGUACUUAAGUAGUUGUCGAGAAAUCGUAAUAUCGAGUGAAUGCGAUUGUUCUUGUAUUUGGAUUAAAAGAAAAAAUGAUGGAGUCGUUUAUCUACCGAUUGAGCGCGAGAAGAGUGCUUGAGCUUCGUGCAUAAUGAUACGUUUUGUGGGCGGAGCCAAUUGCACUCUUCUCGCGCAAUUACGAUGCAUAAUCAAUGUUUUCUUGUUAAUUGGACUCGUCGAAGCGGAACUCCUAGUUUCAUCGUUCCAAAACUGACUUUGAAACAGCUUCAUAUCUAUUGCGUUUAUUCGAACGAUUGAUGUAUGCUGCGAUUGAAACUUUCGUACUGAAAAAUUGUCUAUUACUCGAUCACUGAGAUGUUUACAUUCUUUACGCGUCUCUGAACUUAUGGCGGGUCCUGUUCGUUCAGGGACAACUACGCAUAUACAAUUGUAAAAUGGUCUAUAAUUAUUACAAAUUAUAUUUAUAUCGCAUCUGUUUUUGUUUUCGGCCCCGAUACAGUCGUAUAGCUAUACUUGCAUCGAUAACCUAGUAGAAUCAUACUAAGAUCAAGGUAUUUGCCUAAUCGAAGAAAGUUUUCUAACUUAACAGCAGUCGAUUAUUAGGAAUCGUCUCGUGCGAUACACAUAUUUUUGAAAAAUAAAUGAUUAAAAGAGUUAUCGAAGUACGUAACGAGUUAAAUAGUUCGUUUAUUCGGACUAACAAUUAAUGAACCCUGGAGUAAUGUUCUGUCGAUAAGAAAGGGAAUGUAUCGAGAGCGAUGUAUCGAGAGAGCUGACCUUCACAAGGUAUGCAUGAAGCAAUUUCAUUCCGCGGGUAGAUUACUUGCCAGAAACAUGUUGUAGAAAAUCAGCUUCUAGGCGUACACUAUA